CGUAGCAGCCAAGAUGGCAGACGGUUUGUGUACGGAAGAUGGGACUUAUAUGAAAAUACAAGAAAAUAAUAAAAGAAAAAUAAUGUUAAGUAAUAAUAUUGUAGGAAAUGUUGGUGAAACAAAAAACAAUUGUGUAACACAUGUUAUGAUAAGUGAUCAGAAGAAGAUGUGUAAUAAAAAUAAUGAUAAGAGUAGUAAUAAUAUUAGUGAGUCUAUUAUUUGUAGUGAUAAGUCAUUUUAUAUUGAUAGUGACAGUGGCCAAUUGUGUUCGAAAUUUACGAGUAACAAUGGUGGUUGUGUUCAACAAAAUGAUAAUACCACCACUACAUUAUUAAAUGCAUCGUCGCCUGUCGUAAAUGUAAUCAGUGCUAGUGCAGGACCUACAACUAUAAUAACAACAGACGGGGGCGUUGUUAUGCCGUCUCCUCCAUUAACGUGCGCCGAUUCUUCAUGCUCAUCUUCGACUGAUCCGCAUGAUGAUUGCCGAAAAAAACGAUGUGCUGAUCGUUAUGAUAGUUCCGAAUCAUCCGACAGUGGUGUGGCACAGCUAAGUUGUACGGAUUGCUCAGCAUGUAGUGGAAGCAGUACCGCAUCGAGUGAUAUAACUGAUCCAGGAUCACCAUACAGUACAUCAUCAAGUCAUGGUGAAGAUUCAACACCUGGACCACUAUCUUCAUCAGCAACCUCAACAACAAUAACAAUUUCUAGGAGUCCGACAACUCAACAGUUAAUACAAACAAGAAAAAUAACUCAACUAACGCAACAGAGUGAAUCAAAAGUAGAUAAUAAAAUGCCACCACAUGAAUCAAAUUGUCAAAGUCCACCACCGCCAGAGACGACACCAUCACCUAAGAAACAACCAUGGCCCUGGGAUGUAAAUAAAGUUCCAUCAAAGUCACAGACUAUUAAAAAUAAUAAUGAAUUGGAAAGAGUAUCGCCAUCAAAUUUAUUAAAACGUGCCACGACUGCCACCAAAAAUACGCACACCAAUACAAAACGACUGAAAACAAUCGCAGAAAAAUCUAGUAAACAAAAAACAAAUGAUAUAAAGCAAUUAAAUAUAUCCAAUAAUAAUACUCGAAAAAUAUUAGGUAAAUCAAUAGCAACGUUAUGUCCAAUACUGCCAAAACCAGCUCCAUUCCAAAACAUAUUAUGUACAAGUAUUAGCCCAACACUGCCGACAAGCAAUGCAAAUCCACCACGUACCCAUACAGCACCAUCUAGAUGUUCAGCAAAUAAUAAUAAAAAUAAUUUUAUCACCCAAAAUACAACCCUGAUAACAACCACAAAUACAAUAAAUAAUCCUAAAGUACAAUCUUUACGAGAUGGACCAAUCACAAAGAUUAUUACAAAAACCCAAACACGUGCUAAUGGUGGGGUUAUCAAUUCUUCAGAGUAUGUAUCGAAUUUACUGACAGGUACUCCUCAACAACAGGGUAAAAUAACUGAAUAUUUUAAAGCCCAAAUAAAACCACCCACAAUAAACACAAUGAAAAAGGACAUUAUGAAAAGUACUACAUCAACGUUAAAACCAAAAACUACGAAACGAAUACAAAAAAAUAAUGCUGUUAGUAAUAAUAAAAUUGAAUUAGUGAAAAAUCAAACGGCGGGUGAUUUAAAAAAAUAUUUAGGAUUGUUAUCAGGAAAUUUUAAUGGUGAAUGUGAUACACCUUCGGAAUUAUAUCGGAAAAUAGAUGUGAGGACGUUAUCAUUACAUCAGAAUCAUAUUCAAGCUGUGAAAAUGGAUACAAAAUUAAAUGGUAAAGUGAAUCCAGUUGUUUCGUUAACUCGAAAAAUUUUACCAAAACAAACUACAACACCAGCUUCGUCAUCAACAACUCAAAAGAAAACACAGCCAGAUGUUCCAAAUAAAAAUGGUAUGAAAUUAGCAACAUUACGUUUACAGGAUGUGAAAACAACAUUGCAAAAGAAAAAUGGUGUUAUUAAAUCAACAACAACUACAUUAACCACGAAUUCAACAACAAUUAUGCCAACAAUUGUUGUACCAACGAAUAUAAAUACGGCGUUACCAACAGUUGUAACACCAAAAUUAGUAUCGACAGCUUCAACAGUAUCAACAUUACAGUGUCCUCCACUUGUGAAAUUAAAUGGUAGUUUUAUUCCAAUUGUUAAAUUAAAUCCUGUACCAGUAAAAGUAAAUUCUAAUUCUAAUAAUUGUAAUUCUAAUAAUAAAGCUGUGAUUCAAUCGUCAACUGUUGUUACCGAAACAAAAGUGAAUAAUAAUUUAAAUAAUAAUAAUAAUUUACAAUGUUUACGAAUAGAAACUGGUUGUCCAACAGUUGUUAAUCCACUAUUAUUAAAACAAAAGUGUUCACCUAAUCUAAAUAAUUUAGUAUCGAUAUCUGUAUCAGAAACACAAGCAACAACAUUUAACAAUGAAACAACGGCGCACAAACAACAAUUAUUAUCAUCACCAAAAAGUAUUGUACUUGAAACAAUUCAACAAAAGAAAUCCAAAGCCUUAGAGAAUAAUAAUACGGCCAAUGAAUUGCCUUGUAAAACUGAAUUAAAUUUAAGUAAUCAUAAUAAUUCUAACGGUGUUACACCGUCGUCGCUUUUAUUAGAUAAAAAUAUUAGUUUGUUACAAGUAUCAACUACUCCUUCUUUAUUACAUAAUAAUAAUUUUCAAUUGUCGUCAUCGAUUGAAUCUCAAAAAUCUCCAAUAUUAUCACAACCAAAAACAAUACGAUUUCCACCACGUAAAAUUGAUACGGCAAGUGAGGAAAGGAGAUUGGAUGGAAAAUGUCAAUGGUCUGAAUGUCAUGCGAAGUUUGAAACAAGCGGAGCGUUAUUAGAACAUUUACAGAUUGCGCACGUAAUAUCACAAGCGGCAAAAGAAAAUUUCGUAUGUCUUUGGGUCGGCUGUAAAGUACAUGGCCGAACAUCAUGUUCACGGAGUUGGCUUGAACGACAUGUUCUUUCUCAUGCUGGAAACAAACCAUAUCGAUGUAUUGUCGACGGUUGUGGAUGUCGAUUUAAUUCUCAGACGGCACUAGAAAGGCAUGUAAAUAGCCACUUCAAUGCGGACGGUGCUCCAAAUAUAAAUAACCAAAGAAGGUCAUUAGAAAAUGGAGGUUCAAACAAAUUAACACGGAAAAAUGGAAAGAAAAUUCGUUAUAGAUUACAACCUUGGUCAGCUCGUAUGUUUGAUUAUUUUGAUGCGGGUAUAAUGGAAGGCUUACAGCAUCGAUUAAUAAAUAUGACAGAUAUUCGAACGGCUGGGAAGAUUGCUGAAACAGCAGGAAAUGUAGUCACACUACGUAGUACUGUAAUAGCAAGAAGGACAGAUCUUACUGGAAAUAAGUCAGUUCUAUUAAGAUGGCACCCAGAAAAUGUUGUACCAGAUGAAUGGUUACCUGAAUCUGAAGCGACACCAUUCAAACAUGUACCCAUUCCCGGACUCGAACCGUCAGCCAUCAAUGUGCUACACGAAGAAUUAUUUUCGUUAAAGAAAAAUUGUAGUUCAUCAACUUUACCUGACACAUCAAUCGAAGAACAACGUCCACGUAAUCGACGAAAACAAGUAACCAGUGCUGUAAAAUAUAUGAAUCGUCUUGUCACGUGAUCCGAUAUGCCGUCAUCGUCAUCGUUAGAUCAACAAACAACAGCAGAUUUUAUCAAGUUUUAAAUGUUUUCAAGCAUGUUUGUAAUAUAACGAAUAAAUUUUAAUGUAGAUGUCACCAAAACUUAUCCAUUGAUUAUUGAGAUUGGAAAUUUGAAUUAAUCUUAUGGAUAAAAAUCAUGUUAUUUUGUUGUUGUAUUUUAAUGAUUUUCAACCAACAUUUUAUUUAAACAGAAAAAAAUACGUAAAUAAAACACACAACACAG
Chrysoperla carnea is the source of this 3849-nucleotide messenger RNA. RefSeq names its product probable serine/threonine-protein kinase nek3 (gene jing). The record is from RefSeq and is a predicted model, not a curated record. Gene Ontology annotation, biological process: regulation of transcription by RNA polymerase II. Lineage: Eukaryota; Metazoa; Arthropoda; Insecta; Neuroptera; Chrysopidae. Gene Ontology annotation, cellular component: ESC/E(Z) complex. The coding region runs from base 14 to 3586 and encodes 1190 amino acids. The transcript has 6 exons.